UCAACAUUAUCAAACAAUUUUGAUAAUGAAUUGGAUGAUGAUUGUCAAAUUGAUCAAAUUAUUGAUGAUAUUUUUCCUUCCGAUUAUCAAGUGGAUCGCCAUUUUGAUUUUCAAAAAGCUGUUUGGACAGAAAAUAUUGAUGAAACAUUUAAUAUUGCUCAUAGAUUGAUUGAUUUAGGAAGAAAUUUUAGUCGUCGUUUUAGUCCAUUAUUACAACGAAUGUCGCGACAAUUUUCAUUUCUGGCUUAUGAAUUGCAAUUAUCACCACAAUGUAUGGCAUCGUUAGUCAAGAUUGGUCAAGCAAUGAACAAAAAUGAAUUAUGGUCAUUUAAAUUUUUGGAUGCAGCGGGAAAAAUUCCAAGCGGUUUAUUGGAAGGUACGCUAUCUAGUGUCGGUGAUUAUAAUCAAUGUUUAGAAAUACAAAGUCCAUAUUCGGAAAAUAUAAAUUCGCAACAAUUUCGUGGUAAAUAUUGUUUCUUACGUCCUAUUGUUCCGCAUCCACGUGGAAAAGUCAAAAUUCCAUUAGAUCAUUCAUUACCUUACAAUAUACCGAUAAGUUUGGCUGAUGAUAUUUCCGAUGCAUUAUAUUUUUUUAAUCGAUCCUUAAUAAACAUUGGAAUUUGUAUACCAUCAACUUGUUCAGCGGAUGAAAUUCAAUUAACGCUGAAUUCAAUUCUGUAUCCAAUCACAAAGAUACCGAUUGAAAUUGGACCGGAAUCACGAUGUGAUUCAUAUGAUAAACCAAUAGUGUUGGAUAAUUUUCAAUGGAUGGCCAUAUAUGUCUAUUCUGGCCUUUGUUUGUUAACAAUUUUGGCAUCAAUUUAUGAAUAUUUACUAAAACGAUCAUCAUCGAACGAUAAUUCUGUGAAUACAACCAAAAAUGGUGAUGAAAUC
Molecule: messenger RNA, 894 nt
Organism: Dermatophagoides pteronyssinus (European house dust mite)
Lineage: Eukaryota; Metazoa; Arthropoda; Arachnida; Sarcoptiformes; Pyroglyphidae
Source: RefSeq, a predicted model, not a curated record